GAGGUCGUUCGAAAAUUUCUUAUUCUGAAGUAAACAAUAACAGUAACGUCAACACAAAGCACCGAGGAGAAAUUUAGUGCCAUGUUUUCCUAGCGUAACUUUGAUGAUUUUCGUUUUAUUUAUUUUUAGAUGUCUGUGUUGUGUUAUCUCAUCCAAUUUGUGAAAAUACGUCAUAUCCACAUUUACGUAUUGCUAUGAUUCUUCGAACAGUUGCAAUAUAUUUUCAUAAGUUAACUAUUGUAAAUUUCAUGCUGUGUCAUACAUAUGGGAAAAAAAAUUAAUGCUUUACAUGUAUUCUUUGGUGCUACUAUUAAAAGGUGAAUGAUUUUAUUUUAUUUGUGGAAGACAGCUACUUACAGAAAUGUUGUAUGUUUUCGUUGUGAGCACUGGUACUAUGAUGAAAUUUGACAUGAAUCUUGCUGUCAAAAAAGUCAUUGAGCUAAAAAUAGAGAUAUCCAAAUAUGUUGAAAUUGCAGUAGAGGAUCAAGUUUUACUGUGCAGUGGUGGAGAGGAGUUAAAAUCUGACAAUAUCGUUGGAAAUUACUUUGGAGCUGGAACUGAUACCAACCCAAUUUUUCUUUUUAACAAAUAUGUUGAGCCAGAGUCUCAAUUUCCUUAUGACGUUCCUUUACGUACAUCAAUAGAUCUUAGCAUAGAGAAUGAUGUCAGAGCCUGUGCUAAUAUGAGUCCAAGUAGUAAUGCUGCAACAGUAAUGUCAGCUCUAGCACAAAAAUUUGCAGAUGCUGCUGUAAACGGACGUCGAGAAUGUGAUGAACUUGUGCACGGUCAACAUCUUCAGCAGCAAGGCUGGGCAGCAGUCAUUGCAAAUUUAGAAGACGCUAAAGAUUCUCUUAUGAAGCGAUGGUCUUAUUUUCAAGAAAUGUUUCAGAAAUACUUAGCAAAUCGCUCCGGAUACAAAGAAAUCAUCCAAACGUUCCCUGAUGAUAUUGAAUUGCUCUCUAAAGUUCCACUUUUACCUAAAUUAAUGCUUGGAAAUGAAUGCAUUGAAGAGGAUAUAGCUACUGAACACACAUUGCUUUCAUGGUUUUGCUCAGAGCCUAGACAAUAUUUGGAGGCAUUAGCUGAAAAGUGCCAGUAUUCCUUAGAUGAGAUUGGUGAACAUUCAUUAUUAGAAAUACAAAAUAAAAUUGCGAUAGUUCUAGCAGACGCUAAUAAACCUACUAUAAAAGAAGUGAAAGGUAUUGAAGAACGGCUAUCUUUGCUCAACAGACGAAUUGAAGAUGCUAAAAAGUAUGAAAAAGAUCAACGUAAUCUCGCCAAUUGGUUCAAUCAGACACAAGGUCGCAUUAGCAGGGAUCCUCAGGUUUUGCCAGAUUUAUGUGGGACUUUCCAAAUUCAACUAGAACUGAUGCUGGAAAAUCACAAGUGCCUUGGAGAUAUAUUAGAUAGAUGUUCUAAGGCUAAAACGGAAUUGACUGAAAGCAUUAAUAGCAGGGUUAAAUACAUUUGUGGUGUAGAAAGCAAUAUGUAUAAUUUGCAAGUUGAAAUAAUAUUCCUAGAAAAGCGUGUCAGAUCUCUCACAAGUCAAAUUGAAAGUUUCCAACAAGUGCAUCUUGCCCCUCAAAGGUACCUGAAAAUGCUUGCUGAGGUCUGCCGCAGAAAAGUAUUUUCUUCAAAUUUUAUGAAGUGGGCUACAGAUUUGUCGGCGCAAGCUUGUAAAUUAUAUGAUAAAGAAAUUUCACUCAGAAAUAGUUUUGGUGCUGCAAGUACAAAAAAUAUGGUUGACAAUUUAUUUCCUGGAAUGGAUGAUGUGCCACCUCCUUUCGCUAUUGAAUGUCCCAGACCUUUUGAUCAGAAUUUGCCUAAUAUUGUGAAAGAAGAUUUAGAAGUUUUAAGGAUUCGAUUACCAGAAUUAUCCCCUUUUUGUGAAGUGCCAGCUCCUGAUCCCAUGCCAUAUAUUUCACAAGUUGAAUCAGACUCUGCAUUCAGCAGUAACAUUCCUUCAUCUCGUAUUGCCGGUGAAUCUGCUGAAUCAGGACAAAAGUCUCUGCCAGAUAAAAGUCAGUCAUCUCCUCAAAAGUUAGCAGCACCUUCGACAGACUACAGCAGUCUUCCUAGUGAGUUUGCUAGCUUACCCAACGAAGUUUUUAGCCUUACAUCGAGUCCCUUUGAGGAUCCCCUGUCUCAUGCUGUAGACCUUGAACUUGCUAAGCGCACAAGCACACCACCUGCUCAGAGUGACAAUUUACUGAAUGAGACAAAAUCUCCUGCUGAAGAACAUGUGACAGUCGAGUCUGAUGGGGAAGAGUUUGAAACUGUGGAGCAAUAUGGGACGUCACCUAUAGAAAUAUGUCCCAAGCCAUCACAAAGUGAAAGAAGUGUAUUUGCUCCCCGUCCUACUAGUUCUUCAGAUGUGAUAAAUGUAAAUAAAGUUUAUGAUGAUUCUUGUCCAAAAGUUUCUAAAGCUUGCAGUGAUGGAGAUGCCUUAUCUCCAAUUCAAGAAAGACUGAAAUCUUCCGAAUCCUUGGUAGUUUCUGGAGAUUAUUAUUUUGAUGAUUCAAUGCCGUCCUCCUGCACAGAAAGCAAUGCAACUUCUCCAUUAAUAAGAGCUAAUAAAAUGGUGAAAACACAUCAUGUCAUUGUUGCUGAGCUGCAGAAGCAAGUAGAAGAAAAAGAUGGUGCCUUGGUUGGUGCCUCUAGCUCAUUGAAGAAUAGCCGCUCCAAUAUACUGAAGCUGCAUGCCAAAAUAUCUGCAUUACAGAGAUUUAUCCAAGAGCUGCAAGGUAGCCUGCGAAGUGAUCUAUCCAACUUGAAAGCUUUUGUGAAGGAAGAAAUUUUUGAAGGGAUGUCUGAAGUCUCUCAGAUUGUUGAAAAUAUCAAUACAACUAUGGUGCAGUUACAUCAACAAAUGCUCUCAGAAAAGGAAGAAGCAUUGAACAAAAUUAGAGACGAGUCUUCAAGCCUUGAAAACACUUUCCUACAGCGCCUCGAAGUAGAAAGUCAAAAACUUACUGAUGCUGAAAACCAGGUAUCAUAUUACGAAGAACAUUUGAGGCAGCUGACUUCAUCAUUAGCAGAUUUACGCCACGAGAAAGAACAGUUGGAGAGUGCAGUUUCCGCAAAAGAUGAAAAAAUAAGCAGCAUGAUGUUGGAGCAUGAACUUGAAUUGGAUUCUCUUCGAAAUCUGAUGAAACAAAAGCUUCAAGAUCAAGAUGAUAAUGUUCUUAGUAAAACAGAGGAACUUGCAGAAACAAAAGCUGUUAUUAGCAGGUUGCACUCAGAAAAGAGGGAACUGGAAGAAAAGAUUAGAGAAAAUGAUUUGGUUUCUGCUAACAUGUUACACCAACAAGAACUUGAUUUCUGUGAAAAAUUAAAAGAUGUAAAUGAAUUGCAGGAAAAAGUUGAGAAGUUGCAGGAGGUUCAAAAAUCCUGUAAGACUGCUGCAGAAGUAGAUGUUUUGUGCAGGGAUUAUGAAAAACAGAUUGAUGAAUUUAAAAGGCAGCUAUCAGAAAGCCAAAACAGUUUAGCUACCACAAAAGCAGAACUGGAAGAAAGUAAAAAGCAUGAGAUCCAAGCCUUAGAAGAAAAGCAUAAGAAUGAAAUUCAGUCUCUAAUUUCUCGCUAUAAAUUAGCAGUUAGUACAACUUCAAUCGAUCGAGUGCCGUCAAAUAUCAAUUUGGAGAAUCUUGAACCAGAGGCUGUUAUUGGAACAGAAGAUGUUAAGAAAAUCAUUUCUGAAGAAAGAAAUAAGUGGGAGUCAGAAAAAGAGAAAAAAAUAGCUAGUAUUCGGAUAGAAUAUGAAGACAGUCUUGAAAAACUAAGAGCUCGAUAUACAGCUGAAAAUCAGGUUUCGUUCAACAAGGCCAUUAAUAGGCUAACUAAAGAGAAGGAUGCUGUAAUUGAAGAACUGAGGUCUAAAAUUUCAAUAUUGGAAGCAAAAAAUGGUGCCAUAAAAGCUCAUUUAGAUAAAUGUGCUCUUUCAUUCGAAUUUCCCGCUCAAUCUGUAGAGGCAGUGCUGUCACAAAGUGAUUCCAGUGCAGCAAAUUCUUCUCAUGGCAGUAGUACACAUGCAAUCUUUUCCAAACUCAGACAGGAAUUGGAACCCUACUUUCAGUUAACAGAAUCCCUGAGCCUUUCUUCUGAAGGCCAGGAGAGCAUUGAAAUACUAAGAAAGAAAUUGAAAUUAAAAGAAGAAGAAUUUGAAAAACUAGCAACUAAAUUUAUCCAUGUUGCUGGGAGUCGUUCUAGACCUAGCUAUUCUUGUAAUGAUUGCAAACACAAAAUAUCUAUUUUCUCGUGUGAAGUUGGCGAUUUGAUACUUAUUUGCUAUGAAGAAAAGCAUGAAAAUUUCAUUGUUUUUCACUUGGGAAACUAUCAACACUUUCUUCACACUGAUAGCUUUCAGGCUCUAAAUUUAAAGAUUCCUAUUGGAUCAUCUGAGAGAUGGGCUGUUGGAACAAUUACUUCAAAGGAAUUUUGUAUAACAAAAAAACUUAACAAUAGAUAUAAAGUUGGCUUAGGAACCAAAUUUUAUCGAGUUAAGGUAAAGCCUUGGGACAGAGACAAGGCAUUAGAGGAAUUUGAGUUGCAUCAUAAUAAAGUUGAUCCAAAUAUUUAUGUGUCUAGAAUUUCUAGUGUUUUACCUGAACCUCAUCCUGCUGAAGAUACCAGUGAUGCAAGUGGUGCAAGUCAUAUGUCUGCGUCUGCCAUUUGACAAGUUGUAUUAGGUUUCCUAAAUUUUUAUCCCUUAAAAUAUCAGGAAUAUAUUGUGAUUCUGACUCAUGCCUGUAUUUGCGUAGAAAAAGUGUUUUAUCGGUUUGAGAAAAAAAUAUCAUGUAAAACUAGUGUACAUCACAGCUACAGUUGCACAAAUUCAAUCAAUAAAUAUUUUUUAACUCUCUUUAUUUAUUUUAUUUAGUAUUUGUGAGGCUUUCAACAAUGCAUAAACAAGAAAUAAGAAGUAAAUAAGUAAAAAUAAAUUUUUGUUCACUCCUCAGUUUUUAAAUAGUUGUUAUUGCUGUUCUACCCUCAGCAGAAGUUUAAAAUAAAUAAUUGACAACAGCAUUUUGUCUUCAGGCUUACUGAAUUUAAGCUCGAGUUUUCAUCAAGAACUUUCUCCAGUUGAAUCCGUUUUAUCCAUUGGCUAAAAUUGUGCCCUUUUGGAAUCUUAUUUAACAGCAAGAAUAUCUUUCAGGAUUCGUACGCUCUUUCAAAACUCCUCCAAUACUCUUUCAUUUAGGAAAGUUUUUUGAAGAGCCCUUCAAACUCCUUCAUUUUGGUUUUAACUCCUUCAAAACUCCUUCUCUUUUAGUUCAAGACUAUAUAAUCUUCCCCUAUGAGAGUAACUUAAAAUACUUCGAUCGACAACUAACUUCAUCACAAGGGCAAUUUUAAUGGAGUAUUUAUUUUUUUCAUAAAGAUGUGAUUAACAAAUUGAUUAUAGUUGCGUCAUAAAAGUUGAAGGUGAAAAUAUUAUUAAAUGACUAAGACAUUUCAUAAUUGAAGUUAAACAUGCUUAAAUGAUGUUUGGGUAUUUUUUAAAGUUUUAUGAUAAUUGUUUUUCCCUUGACCGCAGCAGCAGGCGUCAGGUUGUCUAAUUAUUAUUUAAAUAUUUAAAAAUACAUAAGCAGAUGUACUAUAUUAAGUGAUUGUGUUAAAAAAAAACAAUUGUUUAGUUUAGUAAAUUGCAGUUAUGAUGUAGUAAAAAGGGUCACCCACAUAUGAUGUCUUAAGGGAGAGAGGAACUCAUAAAAUUAUGACAAGGGGAAGAGAGAGGGUGACAAAAAGUGACAUCACAGUUAUAACAAUAUGUUCAUGAAAAAAAAAAGACAUGUGACAAAAGGAGGAGAAAAGUAAAGUGUGACGAAGGGGGAAGGGGUCGAUUGUGUAUAAAAAAAAGUGUUAUUCCAUUGGGCUGUUCCAAUUAAGGAUAGCCUAAAAGUACUCCUUCAAAAUCUCAUUUUACUCCUUCAAAAUUCCUUCAUUUAAUUUCUGAAAUUGAGUAUAAACCCUGUACUUUUUCUUUUAUUAGUUUUUUGUUCAGCUUUGCUCUUCAGAAUUUUGGAUUAAUAGCUAUAAAUUAAAAUAUGCUAAGUAGCAAAAUAAUUUCACAUAUCCUUACUGAAGGUCAUGUUUAAAGUUACAGCAUAGUUUGCACUUGUUAUACAGAAACACAGUAUGUUGAAUUUAUUUUAUUUGUUGCUUAUCAAAAUUCUCUUUAUUUAACAUAGUUCCUGUGUGUAAAUAUUUGAAAAGGGUUUUGACCUAUACAUUCAAGGUUUUUUUUUUUUUUUGAAUGAAUGAAUGAGCUGCCAUAAAGCUUUUUAUUGUCGAUGUGUUAACGUAUGAAAAGUGUUUAAAAAAUGUGCAAUUAUUUCUGCAUUUUACUUGCAAUUAGAUGAUUACUUAAAUAUCUGUUGGUUAUGAGAAUGUUGAUUUGAAACAGUGUGAUGUAUACCUUAUAUGUUUCGGCAUUAAAAAAAAACUCUGACGUUGACAAACAAUGUUUUGGCUUUCAGUUUGCUUGUUUUUCAAUACUGUGUUUGAGCAAACAGAAGACUAGGAUAGAUAGCAGGAACUAGAAAUGAAUCAAUGAAUUGGAAAACUAGUCAUCUCUUUAAAAAUUAUUUUUUCAGGAAAUGUAAAAAACUCUCCUUCUUUAUAACUGAAACCCAAAGUUACUAAUGUUUUUCUGAAUGGAACACAUCUAAUCAUCUGUUCAUCAUCCGUUUGUCGAUUUUGUUUGUAUUGCCACUUGGGAGGAUCCAAAUUUCAAAAUUAGUUUUAUAAUUUGAUUUUCUUUUGCUAACAGAUUUUCCAUUGCUUGUAGUGAGAUGUACCAUUUAUUUUGAUUUUAUAAAGCUCAUGCUUUCAAAUAUUGUUUUCCCAUUAUGAGAAAUUAAAAACUGAAGGACUACAACUGUCCAAAUUAGUCAUUCUUUAAAAAGAAAAUGUCAGUUUUUUGUCUUCCCUUUUAAUUAAUGUUUGAGAUAUAUGAAUCAUUUAUUUCAGAAAAGGCGAAAGUCCUACGGGAGUCUAUUGGACUUAUGCCCCUUCUGAAAUAAUUGAUUCACAUCUUGUCUAAGCUUUGUUCAUAACGUAAGCAAGAAUGAGAUGCAGUCUUCUAGAACUCCGGUAAGAGCAGUACAAUCUAGUGAAGAACAAAGUGAAAUUUAAUUUGGGGACAGCGGGACAUUUUUCUGACC
Uloborus diversus is the source of this 7166-nucleotide messenger RNA. RefSeq names its product RB1-inducible coiled-coil protein 1-like. The record is from RefSeq and is a predicted model, not a curated record. Gene Ontology annotation, biological process: autophagosome assembly; autophagy of mitochondrion; autophagy of peroxisome. The transcript is spliced from 29 exons. NCBI's taxonomy places the organism in Eukaryota, Metazoa, Arthropoda, Arachnida, Araneae, Uloboridae. Gene Ontology annotation, molecular function: molecular adaptor activity; protein kinase binding. The coding region runs from base 362 to 4675 and encodes 1437 amino acids. Gene Ontology annotation, cellular component: Atg1/ULK1 kinase complex; extrinsic component of membrane; phagophore assembly site membrane.